CUUUAACAGAUAAUGAGGAAAUAUAGUAGAUAAAUAUUGAGAAUGUAACCUUAUAAAAUUUAAUAAUAAGUGAUAAGGUCAAAGAUAUUUCAGUGAUGAAUAAUCUAGAAUAAAUAAAUAACCUCAAUUGGUCUGGAAAUUAUGAAAAGAAUAAUUAUAAGAUUGGUAGAUGGAAGGCUACCUGGAAAGGUGAAAAUUUGGUAAUUAAAUUAUAUGUAGACGGAAAAAAUCAGGGCUAUGGAAAGAUUUAAUAUAGAAUUAUUGGAGGUAGAAUUUUUAGUUAUAAGAAAUAGUGAAGCUUAGGCAUUUGAAAUCGGCAUAUAUGAUAAUGACAUUAGAAAAGGCACGUGGCAGAUUAUCUAUUAAGAUCAAAAGAUGUAUUUUAUUUACUUAUAAGAUUUUAAGUGGAGGAGGUGAAUACAAUGAAAUUGGCAAAAAUAAGGAAAAUGGAUUGAUUUAUUUGAAAAUUUUUUUGAAUUUGCUUAAGUAACUUUUAGUGGGGAAUAUAAUACGAAUGGUAUAAACGUAGGUAGAUGGGAUA
This is a messenger RNA of Paramecium sonneborni, 541 nucleotides long. Lineage: Eukaryota; Ciliophora; Oligohymenophorea; Peniculida; Parameciidae. The record is from the annotation of a GenBank genome assembly.